Adelges cooleyi (spruce gall adelgid) is the source of this 3351-nucleotide messenger RNA. RefSeq names its product death-associated protein kinase 1-like. Gene Ontology annotation, molecular function: protein binding. The transcript has 15 exons. Bases 347 to 3241 code for a protein of 964 amino acids. Gene Ontology annotation, biological process: signal transduction. The record is from RefSeq and is a predicted model, not a curated record. NCBI's taxonomy places the organism in Eukaryota, Metazoa, Arthropoda, Insecta, Hemiptera, Adelgidae.
CAUAUAACUUAUAAAUGCCGAGUAAAUAUUAGUAAUUUUUUUUUUUUAACAAAAUUAACGUGUACCGAGACCGACAUCCAUAUUUCGCUGGAAUAAUAUCAACAUCUUGGAAAGUUAGGUGUUAUCAUUUCAUUUUUGGAACAAGUAACAGCGUUGAUAACAGUGCACUAAGUAGAGUUCAUAGCCACGGGGCUUAGGAUUGGCCUGUAAUUGAAAUAAUUAUAAAAAAGUAUUUUUAGUUUGUAUAGUAAAGUUUUCAUUUUUUUCAACGUUUCAUAUAAAUAUUGAUUAAUUACCACUAUUUACUCGAAAUUAGAUGGAUGUAAAAUAAUUUGUCAGCUCCAAAAUGUCUUUGCUCCAACUUUUAGAGGAUGGUGAAGACGAAAACGCUGUCAAAUCUUUGAUCAGCACCGACGGCCUGGAUAAUAAUAAUUUAACAACUCAAAAUGAUGAAGGACAAACUGCAUUACAUUUGGCAUCGGCACGUGGGAUCCACAAUAUCGUUGACAUUCUAUUGAAAAAAGGAGCCAACGUUAGUUCAGUAGACUUGAACGGGAAUACGCCAUUACACUUAGCUAGCCGAAAUGGACAUGUGUCAAUCAUUAAAAUUUUAUUAAACAAGAAACCUGAAAUUUCCGUAAACCAGAAUUAUAAUGGUGACACUGCACUACAUAUUGCUUGUCGUUAUGGAUUUUUAAAAUGUGUCGCUAAAUUAGUAGAAAACCAUAUUAUGACAAUUGAAAUAACAAAUCACAAUUUAGAUACUCCACUUUCAGUGGCUAUUUCUGAGAAACAUGAAGAAGUUGCUCUUUAUUUACUUAACAAAAUACCAGGGAAUAUAGAUACCUUUAAUAACGAUGGUAAUGCUGCUAUUCAUAUUGCUGCUCAAGAAGGUUUGUUAAGUGUUGUCGAAGCUAUAGUUAACUUAGGCUAUAGUUCAGAGUAUCCAAAUGGAAGAGGACUUUAUCCAUUACACAUUGCUACAAAAAAUGGACAUAUUGAUAUUAUUAGGUAUUUGUGUAUUAUGGGAAGUGAUCCACAAAGACGCAACUCAGACAAUAUAAAACCGGAAAUUAUUGCCAUUAAAAAUAACCAAAAAGAUAUUAUUUCACUGUUCAAUAAAUUAAAUAAUAAUAGCGCAAAAGAAAAUUAUAUUCAACAAUUUGUAAUCAGUGAUGAACUUGUUCAAAAUACUAAUAUACUCCUUUUUGGGCAAUCUGGUGCUGGAAAAUCAUCUAUCAUAAAAUUAAUGAAAUUGGGACUCUUUUCAAUGCUACUUGGCAAGUCACGUAACACAUUAAGGACUAUAAACAAUAACAGAACAUUUCUGUCUCAAACACAAUGUACUAAUGGUAAUGAAAUAGUCCUUACUGAGUAUGUUUCAAAUACUCCAACUUAUUAUAAGCAUGAUAGUACCAAGGGUAUAGUGGUUCAAAAGGAAAAGUUAUCAGGCAUUGGUGAUUGCACAUUUUGGGAUUUUUCUGGUGAAGACACGUAUUAUAAUUCUUACCAUCAUGUUAUACAAAACACACCUAACAAAAUAAUUGUAAUUGUUUAUAAUCAGCAACAAUCAUUAGCAAUUAGUUUGAAAAUCAUACAAUUUUGGCUGAGUUUUGUACAAGCUAGACUUCAUAUUCCAGGAUAUAUAUUUAAAAAUGGUGUUUCGAGUCAUUUAAUACCUGUGUUAAUAGUAGCAAGUCACAGUGGCCAAAAAAUAUGUCAACAACCUGAGAAUAACCUACUAACGAAAAUCAAAGAAGAAUAUGGACACGUGUUUAAUGUAUACGAACGAAUCAUUAUGUUUGACAUUUUGGCAGUUGAUUCGUUAAGCAUCAAAAACAUUAAAGAAGCUAUUAGUGAUUGUAAAAAACGGCUGCAUACUAAUAUUCCCCGAAUGAAUGGUUUUUGUGAGGCUGUCCUUAACUUCUUACCUAAACUAAGAAGGAUCGCUCAUCCAUUUCCCGUGUUAUCGUGGAAAACAUUUUGUGAUACAAUUCAUCUGGAAGUAAAUCCGUUGGCUACAAGUCAACACCUAGAAAUGCUCCUCGUGCAACUUCAAAAUCACGGAGAAAUACUGUAUCUCAAAUCUGGACUACAACCAGAUCUAAUUGUUAUUUCGCCCAGUUGGUUUGGUACAAAUAUUAUUGGUACAUUGUUCUCGGUUGACUUUUUAACCAGCCAAACACGCAUGACGGGUUCAUAUCAACCAAAUGAUUUUCAAAGCAUGUUUCCAUACUACGACGCCAUGUCUGUUUUACAGUUAUUAGAAACGAUGAAAUUAUGUGUUCAAUAUGAUAAUGACGGAGAUGUUGAAUAUGAAUUUCCAGCCUACAUAAUUAGAGAAAAAGACGAAACCCUAUGGAAACCAUGGGGAAAUGUAAAUGACUCAUGCUAUGGGGGUGUUCGAUUAAAUACACAGCCAUCAUUUGUCGAGCUAUUUACUUCAAUAUUCAUGCAAAUACAAGUUGAAUUACGAUACUUGCAAAAUAAUUAUUGCGAAGAAAUGGAUAGUUUCUUAUAUCAAUGGUACGGUGGUGCAAUAUUAUGUGUUAAUAAUAUCGAGUGCAUGAUAUCACUUGAACAAGAUAAUAAUUGUAUUGAAGUAAAAAUUCGUGGAUCCAAAACAUCCAGUUAUACAUGUUUUUAUUUUCUGGAAGAAAUUUUGCAUUCCAUAAAUUUAGUUUUAAUCGAAACUUGUCCAGGAAUGAAAAUAAUUAAAGAAUUCUUAAGCCCUUCAGACUUGUCAGAACACUAUGCACAGCCACAUGGUUAUGGAAUUGAUGAUGUAUACUAUUCUAUUAAAAGCAAAUCCAAAUUUAAAUCUCAUGUUACGAAUCCACUAACAGGAAAAAGAGAAUGUAUAAUGGAUUUGGUCGCCUUUGGAUGUGAAUUAGUUGAAGAUAUACUAUCUAGUACAGAAGAUUUACCUUUAACUGAGUUAAGUCCAAUAUGCCGACAAGAACUAAGUCGUCUUAUUGAUCCAGUUCACCCACUAGGUAAAGACUGGGCAUUGUUUGCUCUAAAUAUUGGGCUAGAUUCUAGAGUCCAACAAUUUGACAAUGAACCAACUAGCCCUUUCUUAUCGCUAAUUGACAUAUGGGCAACUAACCAGCCUGCACCUACAAUAGGGAUGUUGAUUGAUCGACUGAAUGAAAUUGAACGUAAAGAAGGGGUAUUAGUUAUUCUACAGCACAUUCAAUGUUACAGGAUUAAAACUAUGGAUAUCAAUAUUGUUCCGUAACUGACAUUUAGUUUAAUUUUUCCUCCAUAUUUAUUGUUGAUGAUAAUUAGCACCUAAGCUCAUUAUAAAAAAAUAUAAAGUCUAGUCAAUUAAAUUUUAUAAUAUUAAUG